AUGGCUAUAUCAUCAACAUCAACUUCCUAUUUUCUUAUAGUCAUAAUUUUGAUGUCAAGCAAUAAGCUGAUUUGCAUCUCCCUUCCUCAUAAUCUUCUUUGUCCAACAGGGAUUUCAAAGUAUGCAAUCCCAGUGUUUAGAGAAGACAUUGAUUUAAUGCAAUUUUCAGAGAAUUUAGAGUUCUUAGAAGCGGAAUAUUACUUAUGGGCUACACAUGGUUAUGGUCUUGAUGUAGUAGCACCAGAACUUGUCAUGGGUGGGCCUCCUCCCAUUGGUGUACGCAAAGCAAAUCUUCAUCCUUUUGCUAAGACCAUCGUCUCUGAGUUUGCCAUGCAAGAAGUUGGCCAUCUCAGGGCACUUAAAUCGAAAGUAGGUCCCGGUUUUCCAAGACCAUUGAUGGAUCUAAGUGCUAAAAACUUCGCUAAGCUAUUUGAUGAAGCAUUUGGUUACAAACUGGAACCCCCAUUUGAUCCUUAUAGAGAUAGUCUCAAUUUCAUGUUGUCUUGCUAUGCACUUCCAUAUGCUGCAUUGGUUGGCUAUGUUGGUACAAAUUCCCAUAUCAAAGGCUAUGAAACAAAAAGGCUUUUGGCAGGACUGCUAGGGGUUGAAUCAGGGCAAGAUGCAAUUAUCAGAAUGUAUCUUUACGAGAGAGCUGGCAAAGUAGUAUACCCAUACAAACACACUGUGGCUGAGUUCACAAUCCACAUAUCCAAUUUAAGAAACAGAUUAGCAAUGUGUGGAACUAAAGAUGAAGGCUUAUUUGUGCCAUGGCAACUCGGUGCAGAGAAUCGGACAAGAACUAAUAUAUUAUCAGCCGAUUGCGAUUCACUGUCUCAGUGGAGGAGUCCGGCGGAGAUUCUUAGGAUAGUGUAUAACACUGGGAAUGAGCAUAUUUGUGGUGGAUUCUUUCCUCAUGGUGCUAAUGGCAACAUUGCUAGAAAUUUGUUAAAACUAUAG
Molecule: messenger RNA, 957 nt
Organism: Nicotiana attenuata
Lineage: Eukaryota; Viridiplantae; Streptophyta; Magnoliopsida; Solanales; Solanaceae
Product: desiccation-related protein PCC13-62-like
Exons: 3
Coding region: 1-957 (318 amino acids)
Source: RefSeq, a predicted model, not a curated record